Messenger RNA from Cyprinus carpio (common carp), 1168 nucleotides. RefSeq lists its product as uncharacterized. Bases 10 to 696 code for a protein of 228 amino acids. The record is from RefSeq and is a predicted model, not a curated record. The transcript is spliced from 4 exons. NCBI's taxonomy places the organism in Eukaryota, Metazoa, Chordata, Actinopteri, Cypriniformes, Cyprinidae.
UCUGCUGGAAUGUCAAGCAGUGUACAUCGUACAGAUGUAUCAAACACAACUGUUCUUUUAAGUCCAUCUGGCACUACAUUGUCUGUAUCAGGUGCAGCUGGUAAUCAAAUUACCACCUCUGUAAUGUUUUCAAACUCAACACACUCUAAAGUUGUCACCACCUCAACCACAUCUUCAGUGCGAACCACUCAUCUAUCAACUAAAGCCUUCACAGGUUCAGCAGUGACAGGCGAGGGAUUUGUUAUUCUGCAUAUCCUUUUACAGAUGCAAUACAUUGAUGCUUACAAUAAUCCUGCUUCUAUGGAGUACCAGAUUCUGUCCAGAAACAUCACUAUUGAGCUCAAUCGAAUCUACCGGGAAAUUUAUGGGACCCGCUUCCUCAGAUGCUAUGUGAUAAGAUUAUGGCCUGGGUCAGUGGGUGUGGAUACAGAACUUAUUUUUAAAAACCAGACUGUGCUUCCAAAUGCAACAAGCAUUGAAGAAUCUCUAAAGACAGCAAUUGCUGAAUCAAAAGUGUUCCUUGGUGUGAUUCCUUCCAGUAUUACUGUUGUGGAACAGCAAUAUACAACUUCAACCACCAGCCACACUCAGACAUCACAAAGUGUUCCUAUAAUGCAAACAUCAUCUGCUGUUGCACCGGUUCUGUCUAGUAUGCUGUUCAUGCUUCUGCUUCUACUAUGGAAUGAAACACUGUAAUUCUGCAAAGCUUUACUCCAUGUGUCACAUUCAAACCUACAAUUAAUAUUGUGACAACUCUAUUAUCUGCUUUUGUGAUACAUUACUCUUAGUUUUAUGUAAUGAAAAUUGUGAUUUACCUGAUACAUUUAAUUAUUAUUCUUCAGGCAUUUCUUGGGAAUUUCAACACCUAUAACACCAUAACUUGUAUUUUGCCUAACCCUUCUUGUAUUUUCUUUUCUUGGAUGUUAAAGAAAUUUAAAUGUAAUGCAUAUUUGUAAAUAACAAGCAAAAUACAAUACAAUGGUUUUGAUUUAAAAAAAUAUUAUAUAUAAUUUAUUUUGUUGAAUUUAAUUGUAAUCUGUACUAUUUGUGCACUAUUCCUUUGUUAUUCAGAAAAGUGUAGUUAAGAUAAAUUUAUUUGUAUGAGUACCAGUUUGUCAAGAUAGUUUCUGUUUCCAAGAAUGCUUUGCUUCAAUAAAUGCUGAAAUUA